UUCCGUAUAAAUCUUUAGCUCAACUUACAACUUGCAUCUUCCUUUUCCUAUGAAAACUUCAUGACCUGUCUGCUUGUAUAGAGCUGCUACAGCUCGCGCCGCAUAAAUGAUUGGUUCCACGAAUUCAAUAGGCGCAAGCUUGCUGCUAGCGACCUUAUAUUCAACUUUGGCAUCGGGAUCGGGACAUCAACCCUAUGGCCAGGAACAGCUUCCUUUAGACAAGUUCGAAUACGAAGAAGCUUGUCCUGAUUAUACACAGUAUUCGACAUAUCCGCAUCGGCCUCUUAGCGAGGGUCCUCUUGAGCUACCUUUCCAAAGGCCCGAUCCUCGAUGUCGCACCUUUCAGUCGGACGCCAUUGAGCAAGUUAUAAAGGAUGUGACAUCUCGCAUGAAAGACCCCGAUCUAGCGCGUCUCUUCGAGAACGCCUUUCCUUCCACGACAGAUACAACCGUCAAGUUCCACACGAAAGGUUCUAACAAUAAAAAGAAAGCAUGGAAAGAUUCGUAUGACGAAGGAAAGUGGGAGGGACCGCAUUCUUUUGUCAUCACAGGGGAUAUCAUUGCCGAAUGGCUUAGGGACUCAACAAACCAACUUUCCCCGUACCAGCCUUUAGCAAAGAAGGACCCGGCUAUACACGACUUGAUUCUAGGCGCAAUCAACACCCAAUCCGAGUAUGUCAUUGAAUCACCAUAUUGCAAUGCUUUUCAGCCACCCCCAAUCAGCGGGUUGUCCGUGUCGCAUAACGGUCAGGACGACGUUGUCCAUCCUGCAUAUGAGCCUUCGUUUGUCUUCGAAUGCAAGUACGAGUUGGACUCGCUUGCGCAUUUCCUCGCCCUAGCAAACGAUUUCAAUGACCAUACGGGAUCUACUGAGUAUAUGACGUCGCGUUGGUACUUGGCAUUGGAGACUUUAUUGAAUGUACUCGAGCAGCAGUCCAAGUCUACUUUUGACCCGGAGACCGGCCACUAUCGGCGCAAUGAGUACACCUUCAACCGCAACACGAACACGGGAACUGAGACACUCAACCUCAAUGGUGUAGGAAACCCUCUCAACAACGGUACCGGUCUUGUACGGUCCGCGUUCAGACCAAGCGACGACGCUACCAUACUGGGCUUCUUUAUUCCAGCAAAUGCGAUGAUAGCGGUGGAACUGAAACGAACUGCCAAUGUCCUCAGGAGUGUCGGCAAAAACGCUUUGGCCCAGACGGUCGAGACGUGGAGCCAAACCAUCAACGACGGCGUUUGGGAUCACGGAACUGUUCAACAUAAGGAGUUCGGUGAGGUCUUCGCAUACGAGGUAGACGGGUAUGGGUCGUCGAUUCUAAUGGAUGAUGCGAACUACCCGUCUCUUCUAGCUUUACCCCUCAUGGGCUUUCUGAAGGCGAGCGAUGAAACCUACCAAAAUACGCGACGUAUGUUACUUGCGAAAGGAUCAAACCCUUAUUACCUCACCGGAAGAGAGUUCAAAGGCAUCGGAGGUCCUCAUAUCGGCCUCUCAAAUGCCUGGCCUAUGAGUCUUCUCAUUCAGGCUCAAACGUCUGACGACGAUGAAGAAAUAACUGAAUGCCUGGAUCUGGUUCUUAAAUCGGGAAAACUCGGCUUGAUACACGAAAGCGUCGACGUCAAUUUUUAUAGCUCUUAUACAAGAAGCUGGUUUGCUUGGGCAAAUGGCGUAUUUGCGGAAACGAUUCUCGACUUAGCCAAGAGGAAACCGCACUUGAUUUUCAAAGCACCCGCACUGCCUUAUGAAAUAUGAUUUUAUCGGUAGAUAGAAGUUGGAAGAGCACUGUAGUCUUGCCGUAUUUCUGCCACGUUGUAACGAGAAGUACUGUUUAUAAUGGCUUCGUAGGUAUAUAUAUGAGACAUGCCACGCUGAAGCGUAUUUUAUCUAGA
This is a messenger RNA of Daldinia decipiens, 1893 nucleotides long. Its product is annotated as glycoside hydrolase family 125 protein. The transcript has 5 exons. Gene Ontology annotation, biological process: carbohydrate metabolic process. The record is from RefSeq and is a predicted model, not a curated record. Bases 107 to 1756 code for a protein of 549 amino acids. NCBI's taxonomy places the organism in Eukaryota, Fungi, Ascomycota, Sordariomycetes, Xylariales, Hypoxylaceae.